Messenger RNA from Anopheles cruzii, 5781 nucleotides. RefSeq lists its product as uncharacterized. The transcript is spliced from 8 exons. The record is from RefSeq and is a predicted model, not a curated record. Bases 1 to 5781 code for a protein of 1926 amino acids. NCBI's taxonomy places the organism in Eukaryota, Metazoa, Arthropoda, Insecta, Diptera, Culicidae.
AUGGCCGAUCUUCAGGCAACCGUCGAGUUCGCGGUCGAGUUGUACAAAUUCUACAAUGUGGAUCUGUUUCAGCGCGGGCUCUAUCAAGUGCGAUGCUCGCUGCGCGUUUCGCCCCGGCUUCCGGUGCAGGUCGAGACGUGCCUGCCGGAUGCGGCCACCGCCGGCAUCCCAUCGGUGCAGUCCGUACUGAACGCACAGAAUGGUGGUGGCGCAACGAAUGGCAGUUCGAGUGGGACGCUCCCCGGCGGCAGCGGAACCGGAACCGGCAGUGCCGGUGGCUCCCUGCCGAGCAGUAACCCCGGGGGUGGCACCUCGGCCGGAAGCAGCGGUGUGGGCGGUUGCAUAUCCGGUAGCAACGGGCACGCCGCCUCGACGGGCUCCGGCACGACGGUCAGCCGACCGGAAGGUGGAUCAUCGUCGGGGGGAAAUGUCAUGAGUGGCUCGUUGUCGUCGAUGCCGUCGAGCGUGAACACACCGAACUCGCUGGCCACCAACUCCGGCUCGUCCGGGAUCGGGACCUCGUUCGACUCGGCUAACGGACUGACGGGCGCCGGAGCGGGAGGCGGUGGCGGUGGUGCGGUAGGUAGCGGUGCCGGUGGAGGUAGCUGCGGCAACUCACCGACCGCCAGCUCCGAUAGCCGGUCCGGGGCGACCAUCAUCGACGACGCUGGCGCCUCCCGGGUCUUUCAGAUACUCUACCGCAACGAGGAGGUGUCACUGCGUGACGUUAUCAUGUUCCGGGCGCACCUGCUGGUUGACAGUCGGCACCUGAAGGAAUCGAUCGAGCGGGCCGAGUUCUCACUCAACCUGGAGCUGUGGUUCGGCGAGCAAACGAACGGCAACAUCCUGACGCUGGCCUCGACGCGCACCCUGCAGCUAAACUUUCAUCCGGGCCGCGGUCUGCACUACCAUCUGCCGGUCCUGUUCGACUACUUCCAUCUGGCCGCCGUCAGCGUUGGAAUCCACGCGAGUCUGGUGGCGCUGCACCAGCCGUACAUCAAGAAAAGCAUUUUCCAUUAUGUACAAAGCUGUGCACCGAAAUCGACCAAACCGUGGAUGGGUGGCUCGAAGCUGAACUGUCGCGGCGGCAACUCGCCCGGCCCGCUGGAGGCCAUCUUCUUCGGGCCGCAGGUGGGCAGCGGGGCCAAGUGUGGCGGCGGUUCCGCCGGCCGGCUCGUGCACGCCCGAAACGUCCACCGGGACAUCUGUGCCUUGCUGCUGGGGGCGCUCGAGUCGCUCCGGGUGUCGCUGCAGGAGUUCUGCACGGUGCUGCCGCCCCAGUGGCAGGCGCUGACCGGGUCCACGCCCCUCUCCAACCUGGACACCGAGCAAAGACUGAGAAAGCUGUCCGAUCUGGCCAAGCUACUGGACACGGAGGAUGACCUGGCGGCCAGGGCCAACUCGGACAUUGCGCAGCUGUGCGCCGAGUGCAUCCUGUACUGGCGCCGGGCCCUGUCCGCCGCCACCCAGCCCGCCGUCCACGGGCUGCUGGCGAAGAAGCACCACACGCUGCGGGUCCGCCGCUUCGCCGAGGGUUUCUUCGUGAUCGACAACCCGCGGCACCUGGCGAGCGGGUGCUACGACUCGAACUACCAGAACUACGUGUCGAUCUGCGAGAUGGCGCGCCGCUCGCGCUACCUCUCCUCGUUGCCCCCGCUGCCCGUGCACUGUACGCCGCUCGACGGGGACGCCAACUCGUUGCCGCUGAUCUUCGAGGAUCGCUACACCGAUGGCCACGAGCACGGCAAGCGGCGAUCGGGCAGUGAGCCGCACCUGAACGGAACGGGUGGCAGCGGCGGCGCCGCCGUCAGCAUCGCAUCGAGCCUCCUCGUCAAACCGAACGCCACCCCGGCCCCGGUCAACAACAACACCGGCAAAUCGCUCCACCACCAUCAUCCGAACAAGAUCGCUCCGAUGAUCACCCCGAGCUUGGCGGGGAAGGAGUGUUCCUGCGGUCUCGGACCGUGCUAUGGGCCGAUGGAACCGAUGCCGAAGCUGUGCGGUAACUACAUGGGCAUCAUGACCCCGCGCUAUGCGCUCGGCGGGGACAUUCUGCAGGCCAGCCUGACGAUCACGCCGGCGGCCGCAGCCUCACAGAACGGGCUGGGGCUGAAGACCCUGUCCCGGCACUCGGUGGCCACCCUGCUGGGCCCGGAUCCUGGGCCUCCCGUGGCCGACGUGUGCCAGUGGGACCAGGCAGGCUUCAAGGGGCUGUACACGGCGGCCGGGGCCGGACCGCAGGGUUUCGGGGGCGGUGCCACGCUACCCACUCGUCACAGCAAGUCCCUCGAUCAACUCGAGCUGGCCCCGACGGCUUCGUUGCCGCGGGCUCACGUGCACGGCGCGGCGCACAAUGGAUACCACGGCAACUACCAUCCGCCGCAGCAACCGCAGCCGCAGCCCGUCCGGCAGUCGAUCGUUUACCAGCCACCGCAGCACCAGUACGCGGCCGGAGUGGCCCUCCUGCAGACGCUGCCCAAGGCGAAGCCUAAGAACCCGGUGCAGGCGGAGGACCUGCUGAAGAACAUCAACGAGUUCCGGGAGAAGUACAAGAACCCGGGUGACCCGCGGAAGAUACUGCACGCGGGCGGCACGGCCACGCACAACCCGACCUACGACCUCCAGCAGGAUGCCCUGGUCGGGAUGCCGGGACUGCUCAAUGGGUACGGGCAGCGGCCGGGUCACGGGGAUUACCGGCACGAGCUAAAACCGGACCGGUCGGUGCACCGCUCGGCUCACCACUCGGUCGAUCCGACCGCAGUCGGUGGCCAACCGGCGGCGACGACCCUGGCCACCUACUACAACUCGCUACCGAAGGGUGCCGGAUUGGGGCUGGGAAGUAACGGGCCCGCCGGUCCAACGGCACCGCGGAGUUCAUUCCCGCCCGUUCGCAGCAAAAAGCAGCCCCAACAGCAGCAGCAGCAGGCCAGUUCCUGUUCGCUGCCCACCAAGUCGGCGUCGAAUACGAUCCCGCGGAGCAACUCGUCGCAGCAGCUGCGGAACGGGGCCGGGGCCCGGGAGCAGCAGCCGGUCAACAGUGCCACGUUGCCGCACCGCUCGGUGGAGUUCUCGCGCAUCCGCGUGACCGACUUCCGGCAGCUGGUGACGGCAAACAAUGGGUCGGGUGGGACGCUGCUACCCACCACCGCCACCGGUGGCCACUCGAGCAGCUCCGACAGCCCGGAACUGACGCCCAGGACGCGCACCAAGCAGCGCCGUCUGCUGUCGUCGGCCAGCGUACCGUUCCAGCUGGAGAACCUCGAACUGGAGCCGGCCGCCGGUGGGGUGGUGACGAGCGGCGGUGGCACCGGUGGGUUCAGCGAGAGCCUCCCGAACCUGGCCCCACCACCGGCCGCGUUCGCCGGGCGUGAUUCGCCGCCGCCACCGACGGGAACCACGUUCCGUCUACGGCGUCGCCAUUCGAGCAGCGAAUCCACCUCUUCGCUCAGCGAGCAAUCCGGUUGGGUGUCGAGCAGACGGAGCUCCGGCCCCUCCAGUCCCGACACGCUGCGUAACGCCGACCAGCAGCGGGUUGUGAACGGGGAACAGCUCCGCAAGAAACUCCUGAAGUUGCUGAACGAACAGCCGAGACCGGCGGCCACUGGUGGGGGUCAACGCAAGAACAGCACAGUCUCGUCAACGGCCGAGUUCUUUGCCCGCAGCAACCAGGGCUCGAUGAAGUCGAAACCGGCGGCGGUGGCUCCGGCGGCGCCGGCGGCCGCCCCACCCGAUAUGUUCCGCGGAAACUCGGUGCAAACGGAGAACUGGCGGAACCUGGAGCGCGACUGGAACGAUACGAGGGCCCGAGCGGCAGCGGCGGUGGCCGCUUCCGGGGCGGCCAACAGCAGUGGACCGUACGGGAUGGUGAGCGGGAAGCGAGCGCCCGAAACGGCACCACAGACCAUCAGCACGGCCGACAUUCGGCCGCCGAGGCGCACCAAGAAGGAAAAGUCCAAGUCUGACUUCGACCUGGCGCACAUCUCCGACUACGUGUUCGAAGAUCUGCGGCUGCUGCCACCGCAACAGUUCCGUGAUGUGCCACCACCUCCGGACGAGUUCCGCGAUCCUCCGUCGCUGGUCGACGCUACGGGUACGGCGGCGGGCCGAGGCACCUCCCGCGGUUCCAAAGGCUCCAAAGGGUUGAGCCUGGCACCGCUCAGUAUUCCGCCGCCGGAAGACGCACGGCAGCAGCAGGUGCAGUACUACGCGACGCUCCCGAAAAGUAACCCUCCGCAGGUGGCCCCCCUGUCGGUCGUGUUCCAACCGCAGAUCAUCACGGCUCCACACUACGCCACUCCGGUUCCGGUGGCCCAGCAACAGCAGCAUCACCAGCCGUCGCACUACAGUAAACCCGGCCACAACGCGGGGCCGCACCCGAGGAAGACGUGUGAGGUGCAGGCCAUCGACAAUCCGCUGUACCACAUCAUGUACCACAAGACCGCGGCGCGACCCAUCAUGAAGUCCCAGAGCUCAAACGAGUUGGCCGCCAUUGCCAAGUGUGCCGAGACGCUCAACAAUGCCGGUGGCGGGGCCAGUGCCCGCCGGACCAACGCCGGCGUCACGAGUAGCAGCGGCAACCUGGUACAGCACCAACCGAUCGGCCCGCCGCACUACGGCCCACCCGUGGUGCCCGUGGCCACGAUGGAGCGGAAAAGCUCCGUCCGGGAGAUGACGCCGGGCAGCACCGAUCCAACUCCGGUGGCGGCACCGCGGCGCACCAGCAAACCAUCCGAGUCGGCGGCACCACAGCCCCCGCCACCGACGGCAGAGGAAGAUCCGGACGAAGAUCCGGACCCAUCCCGGAAGCGGGUCGACCCGCCAAUGCAGUUGCUGGAGUUUGAGAAGUGCCGCGAGGAGUUCCGCAAGCAGAUCAACUACUCCGGCUCGAUCUACUCCGACUUCCAGCGGCUGGCGUCGGACAUGCCGUACUUCCACAUCGCCGACGAGUUCCGCGCGUUCUCGCCGGCCGGCCUACACCUGGUGAUCUGCCUGCACGGGCUCGACGGCAACUCGGCCGACCUGCGGCUGGUGCGCACCUACCUGGAGCUGGGGCUGCCCGGGGCGCACCUGGAGUUCCUGAUGUCCGAGCGCAACCAGGGCGACACGUUCUCGGACUUUGACACCAUGACCGACCGGCUGGUGGCCGAGGUGCUGUUCCACAUCGAAACAUAUCAGCUCAACCCGGCCCGCAUCUCGUUCGUGGCGCACUCGCUCGGCACCAUCAUCGUCCGGUCGGCGCUGGCCCGGCCCCAGAUGCGUCCGCUCCUGUCGCGGCUGCACACGUUUCUGUCCCUGUCCGGGCCGCACCUCGGCACGCUCUACAACUCUAGCGGCCUCGUCAACAUGGGGAUGUGGUUUAUGCAGAAGUGGAAGAAGUCGGGUUCGCUGCUGCAGCUCUGUCUGCGGGACGCGGCCGACCCCCGGCAGAGCUUCCUGUACCGGCUCAGCCAGCGGAGCACGCUGCAUCACUUCAAGAACGUGCUGCUGUGCGGGUCUUCGCAGGAUCGCUACGUUCCGCCACACUCGGCCCGGCUCGAGCUCUGCAAAUCGGCCGUACGGGAUCAGUCCAACCUUGGCAUCGUGUACCGCGAAAUGGUGCACAAUAUAAUAGCGCCGAUGUUGGCCCGCCAGGACCUGACGCUGGCCCGGUUCGAUGUGCACCACGCGCUUCCGCACACCGCGAACGCGCUGAUCGGACGGGCGGCCCACAUAGCCGUGCUCGACUCGGAGCUGUUCAUCGAGAAGUUCCUGCUGGUGGCCGGUCUCAAGUACUUUAGCUAG